Molecule: messenger RNA, 1331 nt
Organism: Ipomoea nil (Japanese morning glory)
Lineage: Eukaryota; Viridiplantae; Streptophyta; Magnoliopsida; Solanales; Convolvulaceae
Exons: 3
Coding region: 80-841 (253 amino acids)
Source: RefSeq, a predicted model, not a curated record
AACCCUAAUAAAACCCUAGCGCGAAGCUCCCACAGGAAACACACAUCAAAUCUUUCUCUAGCCACAGCAUCUAUCUGCAAUGAAGACAAUAUCAGGGAAAGUAAUAUCAACGAAGCCGGUUUCUCUUUCCGAUGCCGCCGCCAUCCUCUCCGAUUUCGCGGCCACGGAAACUGGGGCUUCCGAUGCUGUGUCCGUCUAUAUCAGACGCGCCGCCGAUGCAUUCAAUCAAUUGGUUCAGUUUCACCAUGAUCUUCGCUAUCCAAAUUCUGGAACCAAGUUCCUUGCAAAGGAACGCGUCGAGUAUGCGCUAAAAAGCUCGCAAAAUCGCGAGAUUUUUGUUAAACAAGAAGAAUCUGUAAAGGUUGAGCAAUUUCCAGAAGAGAAGUUACAGAAGAAGAAGCACAAGAAGCAAGGGAAUGUCAAAAUCGGAGAUUUAGAUAUCAAGAACGAAGCUUUAGUUAAAACUGAGCCAGACUCUCUUGCAACCGAAGAAAACAGGAAAAAUAAGAAUUAUGGUGCGGAGAAAGUGAAGAAAGAAGUCAAGGUAAAGAUUGAAAAGGGCGAAGAAGAUAGGGUUGGUGUUUCGGGUGAUGGGAAAUACCAGGAAAGUAAAUAUGUGAAGGUGAAGACUGAACCAGAGCUUGAUGUAGUUGAGGGAGACAGUAUGAAGAAGAAGGAUAAGAAAAAGAAAAAGAAAAAAUUGAGUGAAGGCAAUGAGGGUGAAGGUGGAGAGACUUUGGUGGUUGAGACAAAGAAGAGGAAGAGUGAAGAUUUGGAUGGUUCAGCCGAGCAGAAUAGUAAGAAAAAAAAGAGUAAAAAGCAGAGAGUUGAAGCCAAAUAGUUUCAAGUGGCCUUAUUCAUGGUUGGUUGUUGUUGUGCUGUUAUUUGUUAAUCCGGUCUGGCUGAAAGCUUUUCUAAUCUUUCAAUGAAAGAAGCCAUUGAUGGAAUCUGGCAUUGCUUCACCUCUUGGUUGGGGGGCUGGGGGGAGAGUCAAAGGAGAGCCUCAGAUUAUUCACUAAAUCAAGCGGAUUUCACUAGGAUUUACUGUCUCUCCCAACCUAUUUUCAUGUCUGGUAGCUGGCACAGAGGACUGGAAUAUUUAUUCUAUCUGUGCAACUCGGUUUUGAGCAAUUAUACCAACUAGUUUGUUCAUUAUCAAACUUGCAAUUGUGAUCAAUUGUGGAAGAAAACUCAGAUUUCAUGUUGCAUGCAUGUAUUUGAGUUUAUAACACUCACAAAUAUCCCACACUGAUUUCGCUCUAACAUAUCAUACAUUUGAAACAAAAGGGUGUCUAAUGAACUAGUUGGAAUUGUAACAACUCUCAACAGCA